AUGAAUACAUCAACAAGUAACGUUGUACCUAAUUCAACUUCAUCUUCAAAAUAUAAUUUCUUACCUAAAUUCAAUCAUCAUAGCAAUUUACAAAAUCAUCAAGUUGCAUCAACAAAUCAAUCACAAUCAAGAAUAGUAUCUAAUGAUUUGGUCGAUUCUAUUGCAAAUAGUUUAUCAUAUAACAGGACAGUAAGUUCAUCAUCAUCCAUACUAAGUACACCAAGUAAUAAUAUUAGAAAAUAUCAACAGCGGCAACAACAACAAAAUCAUCAAAGUUCAAAUCAAUUAUCUCAAAAUCAAAAACAAUUAGCUCAUAAUCAUCAAAACCGUCACAAUCGUCAUCAUAACACCGAAAAAGAUGAAAAACAUAGUAGUCGAAUAACAAGAAGUGGACAAUUAAUUAAAAAUAAAUUACUUAAUUUACAUCAAUCUCAUAAAGUUUUACAACCUAAUCCGAUUCAAUCACAACAAACCCAACAACCAUCACAACAACAACAACAACAGCAACAACAACAGAAUUCAAAAUUGAUACAAGAUGCGGAAUAUUAUACUCGAACUGUCAUAUUUCCCGAGUUAUCAAGUGAUGAGGAAUUAAGUACAAAUGAUGAAAAUGAAGAAAUGGAUGAAGAUGAUGAAGAUUUUGAAUCAUAUUUCAAGAAAACCGUCAAUUCAAUUCCAGGAUAUACUAAAGGCGAAUUAACUUUAUUAAUAAACAACAGUCAAACCAAUCUUGAUCAUGAAGAUGAAAAAAAACUUCUUCAAGAACAUAAAAGAAAAGAAAUGUCAAAACAAGAAAGAUCAUUCAUGAAAACAAGUUCUUUGAGUAUACGAAGACAAUUACAAGUAACUCAAAAAAAGGAAAUUUUAACAAAAAUGUUUGGUAAUCAUAAUAAUCUUAAUAAUGAAUAUAUAACAAAUAAUACAGAAAUUUCAUCAAUUGGUAAUAGUUUUAAUUUACAAAUGGUAUUUAAUGAAGAUAGAGAAGAAAUUCAACAUUUAAUUGAAGAAGAUAAUUUAUUUAAAACAUCAAUGGAUGAAUUUAGAGAAUUAAGAAAUCAAAAUUCUGAAAAAAACUUAAUAUUUGAAGAUGAUGAAGAUGAAGAAAUUAAUCAAUUAUUGAAGAAAAUACCAAUUGGUCAACUGAAAUAA
Molecule: messenger RNA, 1149 nt
Organism: Lodderomyces pseudojiufengensis
Lineage: Eukaryota; Fungi; Ascomycota; Pichiomycetes; Serinales; Debaryomycetaceae
Exons: 1
Coding region: 1-1149 (382 amino acids)
Source: RefSeq, a predicted model, not a curated record